GCAAGAUGAGGAAAACGAGAGGAAGCGCAAGGAGGACGAAGAGAAAGAGAGAAUAAGGAAAGACGAAGAAACCAAGCGCAAUGAAUGGAGGAAGGAGAGAGAGAAGUUGGCGGCGGAGAUGGCCGCUAGGUUGGACAAGCGCUUUGAGGAAUUUGGGUUGAAGAAGAAAGACGAGCAGGGUGGGGUGAAUCAACCUGAUGAGGUUGCACGACUGAAAAAGGAGAAUAACGAACUCCUUAGAAGAUUGAAUGGCGCGGGUGGCAAUCAGGAGUUGGAGGGUGAGGUGGCGCGUCUCAAACGUGAAAAUGAAGAGCUAAAACAAAAAACCUAUUGGGAUGGAACCAGUGCAAGGGAGAUCGAAAACACCGAGAUGGCGCGUUUGAAACGUGAAAACGAGGAGUUGAAGAGGAAGCUGAGCAGGGAAGGAACCAGUCGGAAGGAGGGAGACAGCGUGUCCAAAUUGCAGAAUGAAAUUUAUGAGUUACGUAAACUGGUGGACAAUAAGCAGAUGGAGGGGGACGAGAUCUUCGUGCUUAAGCAGGAGUUGGGUAAGCUGAAGCAGCAGAAUGAGAAGGCCGUGGAAGAAGCUAGAUUAUGGAAGGAUGAAGCAAUGAGGCCAGGUAAUAAGCGCGGUAAAGUGGCAAUGGGCACCCCAGGACUUGCAGAUCGAGGCUCCCCGAGACCUCGAUGGACGGACAACUUGAGGAAGGAUGAUAAGUGGAAAGAGGAAUAUAUGAAGCUGCAGAGUCUACAUAAGCUGGCGAACGUGGAGGCGCAAUUGCUAAAGGAAAAGAGAGUGAUGGCCAAAGCCAAGAGGAUGGAGGCGGAAAAACAGGUGAAGGAUCAGGAGGAGAAGAUGAGUCGUCUUAAAGCUGUUGAAGGGGAAAAGGGGACGGAAGGCGGAGGAACGAACCUCAAAGAAAGGUUGGAUGCAAUAGCGCUUGGAUCAGUAAGAAGAGGAAGGAAAACGACGCCUGUACGUGGUCCAGUGGAGGUGAUGUUUGAUAAAGCGAAAGAUGUUAAUAAUCGUUUUCAAUUUAUUAAAGAUCAGAAGAAGCAGUUGCGCAACCUGAGAAAGGCGGGGCUGGAACCGACGUGUAAAGAGGCUGGGAUUCGUGUAGGUAAGGUCGAGCAAAUGAUUUGUGAGCUUGCUGAAUAUUGGGCAGAUCAAGCCUUCGGUACGGCAAGGGAUGGUGAUCCAGGUUCUUAAGGCAAGAAACAGGUGGUGGAGGUGGAUGACGAUUCGGAACUGAAAGACUCAUCUAGAUCUGAGGAAGGGGACGAGAGGUCGGUUGAACUAUGAGGUGUUUUCUCGGAUGUGGCUAAAUUGUGGUUGCUGACGAAUGAAUGCCGGAAAAAGCGUGAGGGCGCGGGUCUGCUAGCAGAGAGAUUAGGGAAAUCGCUUGGUGAUGAUCAGUCUAACACCUCGCCUAAUUCAUCCGAUCCCUCCACCACAUCGACGUCCUUUUCUCCUUCGCACUCCCCUUCCUUCCCGUCCUCUACUUCUCUUUCCCACCUCCCUUCGUCCUCGCUAGUUGGGUCAUCCACGGACUCUGCCUUUUAUCUACGUGAUAAAUCCUUUA
Messenger RNA from Chara braunii, 1583 nucleotides. Lineage: Eukaryota; Viridiplantae; Streptophyta; Charophyceae; Charales; Characeae. The record is from the annotation of a GenBank genome assembly.